AUGAAUGCUGGUGCUAAGAGUUGCCUUAUGGUGCUUAACUCGAAUAGCUCAGGUUUUAUUCGAGAAUACGACGGCAUGGAUUUCACUAGAGAGUACGAUGGCACGGAUUUCAUUAGAAGGCACGACGGUACAGAUUUCACUCGAGGAUACGAUGGCACGGGUUUGAAG
Messenger RNA from Acanthocheilonema viteae, 168 nucleotides. The record is from the annotation of a GenBank genome assembly. NCBI's taxonomy places the organism in Eukaryota, Metazoa, Nematoda, Chromadorea, Rhabditida, Onchocercidae.